Molecule: messenger RNA, 564 nt
Organism: Aspergillus tubingensis
Lineage: Eukaryota; Fungi; Ascomycota; Eurotiomycetes; Eurotiales; Aspergillaceae
Product: putative ketosteroid isomerase
Exons: 2
Coding region: 1-564 (187 amino acids)
Source: RefSeq, a predicted model, not a curated record
AUGUCUUUUCUCACCAACGCCGAGAUUCUAUCCAUAUUCGGAGAAUUAAGCAAAGUCCCUCGCGGCUACGAAUCCUUCUUCAACCACGUCGAUGACAAUGUGCACUGGGAAAUCACAGGACAAAACGCUUUAUCAGGAAUAUGCAGGUCGAAGGCAGAAUUCUUGGAUAAGGUGUGGCUGCCUAUCAUCAAACUGAUAGCAGAACCAGGCCCUAUAUUUGAAAUAGCCUGCCCUGAUAGCAUCACAAGAAACGAUGAAGGGUGGGUUAACGUUGAGUUGAAGACCAAAGACACCCGAACAAAACUGGGCAAUCGUUUGUAUAGCCAACAUUAUUCCUGGCACUGCAAAAAGAAGAUCGUUCAAGUGAGAUGUUUCUUCGAUACAAGUCUAGCAGAAACUGUACUUCUGGAUGAGAAAUACAGACAACAGGCACUGGCCAUCCUGCCGAACGAUGGAAGGCCGGGAAUGGGCGGCCCGGACUACCCCUCAAUACCCUUCGAUCCUGCUUAUAAGCGAUUCUUAAAUGAGUUCUAUCUCCUGAUGGACUCACCAAAUGAGCACUAG